Molecule: messenger RNA, 855 nt
Organism: Sarcophilus harrisii (Tasmanian devil)
Lineage: Eukaryota; Metazoa; Chordata; Mammalia; Dasyuromorphia; Dasyuridae
Product: OX-2 membrane glycoprotein-like
Exons: 3
Coding region: 1-855 (284 amino acids)
Molecular function (GO): cell-cell adhesion mediator activity
Source: RefSeq, a predicted model, not a curated record
AUGGUUGUUGUCAGUAAUUAUGAGACCAGCAGUGGGAUUGGGAGGAGAGACAGCAGAGAAGUAAUGCAGCAUCCAUGUGCAGGCCCUGCAGUGAGCAAGACCCCUCUGGGAACAGACUCACAGAGAUCAGUCAUGUCAAGAGAUGAUAGCAUGCACAAAUUGAAAGCAACUUUAGCCAUACAUUUUCUCUUUAGGCGCCAUUCUAUAUAUUCUGUGUUUGUAAUGAAGAGUAAGAGUGCUGAUAUAGCCCUCUUUGGGAACAAUGUGACCCUGAACUGCAAUUUGACGAUCCCAGCAAAUGUUCUGCAAAUUACUUGGCAAAAGCUCCAAGGGUCUAUUCCAGAAAACAUAGGCACUUACAGCAGCCAGCAUGGUGGGAAAAUUCUCCCGCCAUACAAUGAACGGAUCCACUGCAGCAGUACAGAACUGACAUCCUCAAGCAUGACUAUAUAUAACGUGACCUUGAAAGAUGCGGCAUGUUACAAAUGUCUCUUUAAUGUUUUUCCAAAUGGUAUCUAUGGAGGAAAGAUGUGCUUCAGUGUACAAAAAGUAUCUGAAUUAAGAAGUGAGCUCCAUCCUCAUCCCACCAUUGAGGGAAUCCUUAUAGUCAUCUGCUCAGCUACAGGAAAACCUGCCCCUCACAUCACUUUCUCCCAUGAGAGGCUGCUGAUGGGAUUGCCUAAGGAACAUAUUGAUCAAAACCCAGAUGGAAUAACUAAUGUCACCAAAUGGUAUAAUAUCUCGAAGGAGGCUGUGAGGUCCUUGAAAAUUCAGAAUGCAUCCUGUGUCAUGGAUCACCCUCUAAGGAAGAAGAAAGAACUUGUUUAUUUUUCUCAGGAACCAGAAUGUAAGUAA